AUGACCUCUGGAGAAAAGGCUGCUGCAUAUGACCCCUUCGAUCCGGUCGGUCUGCCGGACUCCGACCGAGAGUUAAUUGAUCCCGAUGAUCUGCGACAGUUCGAGAAAGCACUGAACGCCCCCGAGGCGUCCCCGUUGGUGGCCAUCAACGAUUGGCGCCCCAUAAAUCAGCGGGUUCGCAAGUCGCGAGGCCGUCGCCAAACUCCCAAACGAAGCAAAGAUGAGACGCGGGAAGGGGUUCUCUACACGGUCUUGAAGUGGCCGUUCCUCUUCACCGUCUUCGCGUGGAUCUCUGUGCUGAGUUGCGGCUAUGUGCUGGUCCGGGUGUAUAUCUUUUUGUACGAGCAGUGGGUGACCUGGCGCGGCAAGAGGGAGAGACUGCGCCGCGACCUCUCGGCUCAGAACAACUAUGCGGACUGGUUGACGGCCGCCCAGGCCCUGGAUGCUUACCUUGGCACCGAGAAGUGGAAGCAGACCGACGAGUAUGCCUACUACGACCAUCUCACCAUCAACAAAGUGGUGGCCCAGUUGAAGAAAACGAGGCAGGAGGCCGAGUUCGAGAUGCAGCAUGGACGGACUAGUUCCAGUGAUCUGCCGGCCGUCGAAGACCUGCGCACGCUCCUGGAGGCAUGCGUCAAGAAUAACUUCUCCGGAGUGGAAAACCCCCGGCUCUACAGUGAAACCUACUCGGGAACCAAGGAUUUGGUCCAGGAAUACAUCGACGAGGUGCAUGCGUGCAUCCGGUUGGUUUUGGAUAGCCAGCAGGUCGAACGAGAAUCGAAGUAUCAACACUUCAAACAUCUCGACACCAAUUUUGGGCGCACUGCUCUCUGUUUGUCGGGCGGCGCCACAUUUGCUUAUUACCACUUUGGAGUAGUCAAGGCGCUGCUGGACAAUGGCGUCCUCCCGGAGAUUAUAACCGGGACAUCGGGAGGGGCGCUGGUGGCCGGCCUCGUGGCGACCCGCACCGAUGAGGAGCUGAAACGCAUGCUAGUUCCCGCUCUCGCCCAUCGGAUCCGCGCAUGCCACGAAGGCUUUGCCACAUGGGUCCGUCGCUGGUGGCGAACCGGUGCUCGGUUCGAUACGUUGGACUGGGCGCGGCAGUGUAGCUGGUUCUGCCGAGGAUCAACCACAUUCCGGGAAGCCUAUGAGCGAACCGGCCGCAUCCUGAAUGUCACCUGCGUGCCCUCAGAUCCUCACUCACCUACCAUAUUGGCCAAUUACUUAACCUGCCCCGACUGUGUCAUCUGGAGUGCAGUACUCGCCUCUGCCGCGGUUCCCGGCAUAUUGAAUCCGGUGGUAUUGAUGACCAAAAGGCGGGACGGCACACUCGCGCCUUAUUCGUUUGGGCACAAAUGGAAGGAUGGUAGUCUGCGCACCGACAUACCCAUCAAAGCGCUGAACCUCCAUUUCAAUGUGAACUUUACUAUUGUAUCGCAGGUCAAUCCCCAUAUCAACCUGUUUUUCUUUAGCUCCCGAGGGACCGUCGGGCGACCAGUCACUCACCGCAAGGGCCGUGGCUGGCGUGGCGGCUUCCUCGGUACCGCGAUCGAACAAUACAUCAAACUAGACCUAAACAAAUGGCUUCGCGUCCUGCGGCACCUCGAGCUCCUCCCCCGACCGAUGGGCCAGGACUGGAGCGAGAUUUGGCUGCAGAAGUUCAGCGGUACCGUGACCAUCUGGCCGAAAAGCAUCCCAUCCGACUUCUAUCAUAUCCUCUCAGACCCCAGUCCCGAAAGACUCGCCCGCAUGAUUCACGUAGGCCAACAAAGCGCUUUCCCCAAAAUCCAGUUCAUCCAGAACCGCCUGAAGAUCGAAAGCGAGAUCAUGAAGGGCCUCCAACAAGGCUCUGUGACGGGCGGACGACUCCCGUCCCCGAUCCUGUCUCGUCGGUUCCAAAACCCCGAGCAUGAGCUUUCGGAUGCUAUGGUCCAGCGCCUGGAUGAGAGUUACCCUGAACGCAACCGCUCCCGCUACAAGGAUGAGUCGCAUUUCGUCGAGGGGCCCGACGGCAUGUCCCAAUCGACCGCUUCCUCGCGCCCUCAGACCCCGACUUCGAGGCGGGGAAGCUUCAUGGAAGAAAUGCGCCGACAGUCCGCCGUCUUCUUUGAUGACUCGGAUCUGUAUGGCGAGGAAGAUGCGCUGACCACCUGA
Molecule: messenger RNA, 2154 nt
Organism: Penicillium alfredii
Lineage: Eukaryota; Fungi; Ascomycota; Eurotiomycetes; Eurotiales; Aspergillaceae
Product: patatin-like phospholipase domain-containing protein
Exons: 2
Coding region: 1-2154 (717 amino acids)
Biological process (GO): lipid metabolic process
Molecular function (GO): triacylglycerol lipase activity
Source: RefSeq, a predicted model, not a curated record